Molecule: messenger RNA, 1686 nt
Organism: Nematolebias whitei (Rio pearlfish)
Lineage: Eukaryota; Metazoa; Chordata; Actinopteri; Cyprinodontiformes; Rivulidae
Gene: gpr3
Product: G protein-coupled receptor 186
Exons: 2
Coding region: 84-1244 (386 amino acids)
Biological process (GO): G protein-coupled receptor signaling pathway
Cellular component (GO): membrane
Molecular function (GO): G protein-coupled receptor activity
Source: RefSeq, a predicted model, not a curated record
UCCUGUGAGCGCUUCGGAGAGACUGAAGAAGAAGAGGACGAUGAGAUGCGACCCAUGCCAGGAGGGGUUUGGAUGCGAGCUUGAUGAGGACUAGAGGACAGGGUCUGGGUCUUUUUAACCCCGCAGCUGCAGCAGCUUCCUCUCAGACCUUAUUCUGCUCCGGAGUGGAUAAAAGAGCACAGAUCCGCCGAACACCCGCAGAGGACGGUGUCGUGUUGAAAAGGUUUUACCGGUGCUCCUGUGGACCAACCAUGACCCUGAACAUCUCCGAGCUAGGCUGGGAUGAGUCCUCUGGUUUGGACCCUUUCUUUCCGCUGGACCAGCAGGAAAGCUCACCUUCACCUCAAGUCCCACCUCUCACCAUUUGGGGCGUGGCCCUUUGCAUUUCUGGAACUCUCAUCGCCACCGAGAAUGCCGUUGUCGUCACCACCAUCUUGGCCACCCCGUCGCUUAGGGCCCCGGUCUUCUUGCUGCUCGCCAGCCUCGGGCUGGCCGAUCUCCUGGCGGGCGUGGCGCUCAUCCUGCACUUCCUCUUCCGGUUCUGUAUGGAGCCCAGCGAUUGGUCAGAGCUGCUGACCUCAGGACUGCUGGUGACCUCUCUGACCGCCUCGCUCUGUAGCCUCAUGGGCGUUGCCCUGGACAGGUAUCUAUCUUUGAGCCACGCCCUCACCUAUGGCUCGGGUCAGUCACGCCGCUGGGCUGCCUCCCUCCUGCUGCUCGUCUGGUUGGCGGCCUUGGUUAUCGGUGCAGGACCGGUGAUGGGAUGGCACUGCCUCGAGGAGCCAAGUUCUUGUUCCGUAGCACGACCUUUGACCAGGACAUAUCUAUCGUUGCUGUGUGGGGGCUUUUUAGUGGUUGUUAUGGUAACCUUGCAACUCUAUGCUGGGAUCUGUCGCGUGGCAAGGCGACACGCCCACGCUAUAGCCACCCAGAGGCACUUCCUCCCCACCAGCCAGCCAUAUGCAAGCAAACACGGCAGCGGAAAGGGUUUCUCCCGGUUGAUCGUGGUCCUGAGCGUGUUUGUGGGCUGCUGGAUGCCUUUCUCCCUCUGGGGGCUGCUAGGCGACGCGUCCAGCCCCCCUCUAUAUACCUAUGCCACCUUGGUGCCAGCUGCAGGCAGCUCCCUGCUCAACCCCAUCCUCUACAGUCUGAGAAACAAAGACAUUCGCAAGGUGCUUCUCCUCGCCUGCUGCCCUCACAGAUGCUCGCACAACGCACAGACUCACCACCCAGUCGACGUGUAAACCGCCUUACCGCCCUGCUGUCAAAGCAACACGCAAUCCAUGCUAAACAUAUCAUGUGCCAAAACACAGACUCUGCACUCCCUCCAACACACGCGAGCAGCAUUUUUCAGAGAUGAAGCACUCCAAAACAAUCAGAAUGUACUGAACUGUCCUCACCGCCAGCCAAAUUGGGACUACGUGUACCGUCCGGUUUAUUCUUCGUGCCUCAGUCGACUGUAGCUCUGCUGGAUCCCCUCUAACUAAAGCAAUCACAGGGACGCUACAGGUUUUGGUGUAUUUGAGUGUCAGCACUUUAAGAGGAGAGGAAGCACUGGGUUUUUAACAGGAGGCCAAACAGAUGUGAUCAAAGCCCAGUUUUAUUUACUUGAAUUUCUGGAAAACAAAUGUAGAUCUGUGGGAUUAGAUUUUUGCACAUGUUGAUAAAAAGCACUUUGAAAAAGUA